Messenger RNA from Portunus trituberculatus (swimming crab), 5456 nucleotides. It is a transcript of the gene Appl, whose product is annotated as amyloid-beta-like protein. Gene Ontology annotation, molecular function: heparin binding; transition metal ion binding. Lineage: Eukaryota; Metazoa; Arthropoda; Malacostraca; Decapoda; Portunidae. Gene Ontology annotation, cellular component: membrane; neuron projection; neuronal cell body. Gene Ontology annotation, biological process: central nervous system development; axonogenesis. The coding region runs from base 61 to 2217 and encodes 718 amino acids. The record is from RefSeq and is a predicted model, not a curated record. The transcript has 12 exons.
UUCUAGCAGUCAGUUGAUCGUGAACCAUUGGAGAGUGAGGAUUCGGGCGGUCUGGGCAAAAUGACUUUGUUUGUGUUUUAUUCUGUACUUCAUAGUGUCCUGUGGGCGUCUUCCUUCGCCGCCGGAUAUGUCGAGAGCGGAGUGUCUACGGGGGACGCGGCGCCCAGGUUUGAGCCGCAGGUAGCAAUGGUGUGUGCCGGUCGCAGCCAGUACCACGCCCAGUACAUGACCAAGACAGGCCGAUGGGUCACCGACGAGGACUCCAAGGUCACUUGCCUCAAGGACAAAGUGGACAUCCUCCGCUACUGCAAACAGGUGUAUGCCGACCGGGAUAUUACCAACAUUGUGGAGUCUUCACACUAUUACAAAGUGCCCAACUUCUGUCGACUGGGCCACUCCAAAUGCAAAGCCUCAGCAUGGGUGAAGCCUUACCGGUGUCUCGAGGGAUCCUUCCAGUCUGACGCCCUACUGGUGCCUGAGGGCUGCCUCUUUGACCACAUCCACAACCAGUCCAGGUGCUGGGAGUUUGACCGCUGGAACACUACUGCCGACCAUGCAUGUGCCGCCCGCAGGAUGACCCUCAAGUCAUUCGCUAUGCUGCUGCCAUGCGGCAUUGAUGUGUUUUCAGGGGUAGAAUUUGUCUGCUGUCCCAAAAAUUACAAGAACCAUGGUAAGGCACGUCCCAUGGAGGUGGAGGAACCAGUCGCCCUCCCCCAGAUGGACCGACAUGCCCACCAGUCUCUCUCCCCACCUACCCCAACACCCACACCACGAAUCCCCACCACCACCACACCACAGGAGGUUGGCGCCAGGGAUGAAUACUUCAGCAGAUUUGACCCCCAUGAAGAGCACGAUGCCUUCCGUCGGGCGGAGCAGCGGCUUGAGGAGCGCCACCGUGAGAAGGUGUCCAAGAUCAUGAAGGAAUGGUCUGAUCUGGAAGAGCGUUACCAGGACUUGCGUGCCAAGGACCCACACAGCGCUGAAGAGUUCAAGCAUCGCAUGACUCAGCGUUUCCAACAAACUGUGGAGGCUGUGGAGGCAGAGAAUGAGGCAGAAAGGCAUCAACUGACUGCUCUCCAUCAGCAGCGCAUUGUUGCCCACAUCAAUGAGAUGAAGAGGGAAGCAAUGACUUGCUACACCCGAGCUCUUAAUGAGAAACAGCCCAACACUCACCGCGUCCAGAAGUGUCUUCAGAAAUUACUUCGUGCCCUCAAUAAGGAUCGCCACCACACUGUUUCUCAUUACAAGCACCUUCUCAAUUCUGACUAUGAAGCAGCUGACCGUGAGCGUGACUCCACCCUGCAGCACCUCAGUGACCUGGAGCGCAUGGUCAACCAGUCCCUCAACAUGCUUGCAAGGCAUCCAGAUCUAAAUGCCAAGAUUGGGCGACUGAUGCGGGAGUAUUCUGCUGCUCUGCGUAGCAAAUACUCCACUCCCCCUGAACUGUCCACACAUGCUCCCUUGCCACUCGCCACUGAUGUGCAGAGUGAGGAGGACCACGUGUCAGGUGAUAACAGUGACGAGACUGUGAAUGAAGAGGUGGAUGAAGAGCACAGCGAUGAUGAUACAGACCAUGAUGAUGAUGAAGAAGAGGAUGAGGAAGGUGAUGAUGCUCCAGGGGCAUCUGAUGAAGAUGAGGAUGAAGAUGAUGAGAAUGAUGACAAUGAUGAUGAUGAUGAUGAUGAUGAGGACUACACAGAUUCUCUGGACACUUACCCUGAAGAGCCAGAGUUCAGCAGCAUGACACAGGCCAGUCAAAGCCAGGAGUCCGACAGUGAGUCAGUCAGCCAGGACCCAGUUGAGCUGGAUACUCCAACAGCAGAUUCAGGUCUGCGAGCAGCCUCCUCGUCCCCCAACGCCUCAACCCCCAACGCCUCAGUCCGGCCAGAGCCCCUCCUGGUGCACCACACUGACGACGUGCAGGUGGCCAACGUCCAACACCACCCGCUCUCCCACCAGGCCAGUUACAGUGUGAUGAGGGAGACCUCAGGCAGUGAAAGCCGUGGAGUAUAUUUCACUUUAGCCUUCGCUGGUGUGGCACUAAUGAUGGCCAUGGUGGUUGGCAUCGUGGUCCUGCGGCGCAGAAACAGCACCAACCCACACAGUCAGGGUUUCAUGGAGGUCGACCAGGCCAUCACACCUGAAGAGAGGCACGUGGCCAACAUGCAGGUCAAUGGGUAUGAGAACCCCACUUAUAAAUAUUUUGAGGAGAAAUAAGCAGUGCAGGGGGGAGCAUUUUGUUCCCAAAUAAACAGAAAGGGCAGCAAUUCAUCCGUUUUCCCCCAAAAAAGGAAUCAUGCAUCUGUAUUUACCUGUCAGGCUGACUGCUAAGACUAGAAAAUCUUUAUACUUGACUCUAAAGUGAGGUGAGGUGUGACUGGGGUCAGCCAAGAGGGGGUUAGUGUUGGAACAUCACUUGUGAACAGAAAAGUCAAGCUCACAGGUGCUGAUGAUGUGCAUUGUCAUUUCAGAAUCACUAGUUGUCAAUUCAGUAUUUGCUAUAAUAUUAAGGCAGUCAUUAACCAACUUCAUAUAUAAUUGAUAGAUCUUGGCUAAUAUCAGAGCUCUCCUAAGUAACCCCAAGAAGUAAAUGUGCAAAACUUCAGAACCUGAAAUUAGUUUGAUUUGAGCUUUCAUUUUAGUGUAAUGUUUAAAAUGUUUUACAACAAUUCACAAGCUCAUGAACCUUCUUGCAGUAGGUAAAAUGCAUUGCUUUAAGCUUUUCAACUGUUUUUACUUUGACAUUCCAUGGAGUCGGCAAGUCCUGAUUCUGAGAUGCACAGUCAAGUGUUGUGUGCAACUCAAGCCUUAAGCCAUUGGGUUUUUUAGCCACUAAUACUACCAUUAUCCAGUCUGGGACUUUCAACACACUGGGAUAGCUUAACCUAACAUGAUUUUAAUGCUUUAAUUAAUUUGCUAUCAUGAAAUGAGCAUUAGAAGUCAUGUUGAAAUUGAACCAGCUAAGGAUGUUGACUCCUGGGUACAUGUGGUAGUUGUCCUGUAAUUCAUUGUAAAUUAUGUAAUAUGUCCAGAAUACAAUAAUUUGUUACAGUAGCAUACAAUAGGUUUUACCAUCAUUCUGUCCUAAAUUUACCUUAUUGACUUAAAAAACAACAACUUAGAAGCCUUUAUAAAUGAUUACAAGAUGAGGUAAUAGAGAAGAAAGUCUGAAUGUUGGAGGUGCUCUGUUGAGUCUCUUGUGCAUGUUGCCUCCAUCAGCCUGUGUUGGUAAUGCCCCUAUACACUCAUCCUCAUCACAGUCAAACAAGUCUACAGUUUAGCUGGUUGACAGCAUGUAUGAAAGGAGAGGCAGUGUUGUAUCCAUGCCUGGGGUAGGUCUGAUCACCUGGCUGGGUGGUAACAAGAGGCUGGCCUGAGCACCUACAGGAGUUCAGAGGUUCCGGACAGUUACUGGAAACGGGUUGGUGUUGCGAGGCCGGGGUCAAUCCUCUCGGCCCAACACCAAGGUCUAAGUGGUCUCAUGAAACAUUAUUUUUAUGCUGGCGGCUGACAUUUUUCUCAUUAAUUCGUAGAAUAAAUUAUAUUUUUGUCAUUUCCAUCUCAGAAAGGUGCAGUUAGACAUUCUUUUGUUUUAUGAAGUCCAAAGUAGAUUUCUAGGUCUAAGAUUUUUUUACUUAUACAUAAAUAUAUAUAUACAUAUAUAUAAAUAUAUUUUUGAUCCAUUGUUUUAGUUAUAAAUAUGGUUAAUCAACCUGACCUUCAGAAGCAAAAAACAAGCUCCACUGCAUUAUGGAAGUCACAAAUUGUUUGAGGUGUACAGAAUUGUUUUUGUUUUGUUUUGGACUUAUGAAAGUGCAGAAAUUUGUACUUCUCAGAAUUCCUAGUGCACUAAUGUAAUUGUGUAAAACAAAUUCAUGGAGUGUGGAAAGCUGAAAGACGAGAAGUGAGAUUUCUUCUCACUUAGAUAAAUUAAUGUCAUUAUUGGUGGUGAGCAAAUAACCAACCAUAGUCCAGUACUCCUCUCCCUAUGUGUGUGCGUACAAUGUAAGUGUUGCUGUACGUGCACAGUUAAGUGUUGCCGCUUGCCUUCAGUAAGCUGUUGUGUGGAAGUAAUUAACAUGGAUUCCUCUACACACCUUCUGCUCAUAUACUUUUACAUGUAUGUUGAGUCUUAGCAUGACCUGAAGGAUAAGAGUUUGGAUAUCACUUUCAACAGGUAUUAUAAAUACAGGUUAGAGGUCUGUCACAUAGGACUGUUGAGCCAUGCUGUAUGACUGCCACAAAUAACGUAACUCAACUCCUGACUAUAAAAAUAAAAACAUAUACAUACCUAAUGCGAGUCACCCUAAUUACUUUCAAUCAAGCCAUUCCUUUUUGUGAUAACCAAAGUAUAUCAAGAAUCCUGCAUCAUUCCUUAUGUUUUCCAAGUCUCUGGUAUAUAUUGCUAUAGUUUGUUGUUUGAUUAUAAUAGGAGCAGUACAUAAGAGCUAGCUAAACUCACCCCACCACUCAGAGCAUAUAAACCUUUAGAUAUAUAUUGAGCAUGUACAUAAUGAGUGGCACAGGGGUUUUGUGUCAUAUAUGAUAGAGUUGUAUCAUUUUAUACUAUAUGACUUUCUGUAGUUCAAGUUUCUCAUCAUGGCGCGCAGGAUUUCCCCUCCAUCGGCGUACUGAGUUCACAACUGCUUUACCUUGGGUUGCAUGUCAAUUUUUAUGCUCUUUCUUCCAAGUUCUGUACGUCUCACAGAAGCUGAUCUGGAACGAGUUCAAUACAUAUUUUUUUAUGAACCUCAUUAAUCCCACAGCUCGUUUCUUAUGGUUUCUUUUCAUACCAUUACUUUUCCACGUCGUCCCUUUUUUUCCCUUUUUUUUUCCUUUUUGCCAAGGAGAAAUCAUCAUUGUAGGUAUUACUUUUAGCUAGACAGUAAAAUGGAGUCACAACUUAGAUAUUAGAAAGUACUGACAUUAACUGUGAAUUAUUUAAAAAGAAAAGUGCUUCUUCUUUGUGGAAGUCAAAUGUGCAAAAGCCAGAGAGUAGCCCACCUGCAUCUCUGAAUGGCCAGCCACAUCACAUAAGGAGGAAGGGGAAAGUAAAAAUUCAUUAAGUGUUUAUAGUUGCUUCUCAAUUAUUGAUAUAUUUUGGGCUAUUGAUUUGCAAAACCAAUAGCUCAAAUGUGAACAAAUGAAAUUGUAAAAUUUAUUGAUCAUAAAAUAAUAAUAGGUGUCAUCCUUCUUUUCCUCUCUUACUGUGGAAUGUGUCAUUAGUGUUCUCUAACCACUGUAGCUUAAGUCUGUACAUGUCUCACACACUAGCAGGUUAAGUGACCUCCCAUGCAUCUCACCUCCCAUGCCAUCUGGCCAGUAUGUAUGUAAUGACCUAUGGCUACUGCUGAUGAAGUUUUAAGUAUUUUUGCAAAAGAAUGUGAAUUGAUGGUAAUGUAUCAUGGGAGAUGGGAUUGAACUUGAUCUGAAUAAAUGUACCAAAAAAAUAGAAA